Exophiala viscosa is the source of this 2111-nucleotide messenger RNA. RefSeq lists its product as uncharacterized. The record is from RefSeq and is a predicted model, not a curated record. The transcript has 3 exons. Bases 421 to 2097 code for a protein of 558 amino acids. Lineage: Eukaryota; Fungi; Ascomycota; Eurotiomycetes; Chaetothyriales; Herpotrichiellaceae.
UGUACAAUCUAUGCAAGCAUGCUUAGUCAGUCGCCACUGCUGCGAGGGGAACUUCAUUUUCACCGAAUCAUCUUCUCUUCCAUCCUUGCACCAUGCUCCCACACCACCUCCAGAUCUCGUCUUUUCAGUACUCCAGGAUCUUAUGCCAUCUAAAAUGCCUGCAGCAUGUCAACCCUGUCCCACGACACGUUGGAAACGCAUUUGGCGCCGGGUUCAGCUGAAGUCUGCUCACUUUCCCUCUACCUCUUGGUCAGCAACGGUUUGUGCAUUUUCCUCUCUUUAUGCUGCUUGAAAACGUUGCUUUGAUAUCCAGUGAUCGUUCAUUUCAUUCGAGUCUCCGCGAACUUUCUGGCGUAGUGCACCCACGUCUUCGUUAACGGACUCUUUUAUCCCAUAUGCUGCUAAAGUAAUGGUCCAAGCAUGGCGCCUGUUCCCUGUUGCAAGGUCCUCUUCAUUCCUUAUCGAACCUCGUCCUCCUCCCCUUCCUCGUCUCCGGAAGGUCCCAAAGGUGCGACGCGAAUAUCGCAGCAGAAGCAUGCUGCCCUGGAAUAUCACAGGAGGUUGAAGUUGGAACGUCUUGCGACAUUUGAUGGUGCCAUUCAGUCUCAGCAACGCAGGGAAGUCGAGAAAGACACACAACAAACGCAAACUUCUUUGAAGCGACCGCUGUGCCCUCGAAGUCAAAGUAGGACGACUGAUGAUGAGGAUCAAAUCAAACGUCCGUCGCUUCACAUAUGGGAUAUAGGAGUUGGUCGGUUCGAUCCGUUCAAUGUCUCGGUUCCCCAAGAUACAAGCCCCUAUGGACUGGAAAUGUUAGACCAUGCGAGCUCAUCCCAAUGGCCUGUCUUCUCAACCUCCAAAACGGUCGUGUCGGUAAGCAACAUCAAGAGGGCAAUUCUCGCGUGCGCCAUGGCCAGUCCUUCGUCAUUCUACACCAUCAUCUUCGCCGGUGCAACGCACAAUGCAUUUGUUCAUACAAAUGUGGAGGCAACACAGGAGAACAGAAUGCUUCGGCUAUCAUACAAGUAUCAAGCCCUCCGAGCCCUGCAAAAAGAAAUCCAGGCCCUGGAUGGCGAACCGUCGGACGAGUUACUCUUGUCUAUCCUCGCUUUGUGUGCCCACGGUUCCGCUGAGUUAUUGACUCCACCGAAGAAAGCGACGUCGAGUGCUUUGUCCAACGCACAAAACUUCCAAUAUUACGGCAGCAUGGCAUUCGAGAUGGCGCAUCUCAAAGCACUGGCCGUGCUACUUGAGCGAAAGGGUGGUCUUCAGAAAGUGAAGAUGCCGGGUCUGGCGCAGGCAAUACAACUUGCUUUUACCUUCGUCGCCUUCGAGCUCCUCAGUGAACCGUACAUCCCGUUACUUGUACCUACGAGCCUCGUCAUGUCCACAUGGCCGAUUCCGACCAUAUCUCUCAGCCGUGGUCAAAACGAUCUGUGCACCGGUUUCGAAACCUUAUCGAGCAUACUGACUCCAUUACCAUUAUUUACUGUUAUUCAGAACAUUCGUAUAAUCACGAUCGGAUACUCAAUGUAUACCUCUGGCCAUCCGCAAGCACCGUCGCUGGCCCGUAUGGUCUGGGCUCGUAACAGCGUCCAGCAUGACCUCCUGUCACUCGCUGAACCUUCAGCAGAAGUCAUGGGCGACUCCGAAGCUGCUUUGUACAAGCUCAUUCGACUCAGCACUCUGGCAUACAUGGUCUUGGUCUUGUUUCCUCUUCCUCGCUUCGCAGGUGUUCACGCCAAGCUUGCGCCACAAUUAAUUUCUUCUCUUGAUGAAUGUACAGGACUUGGGCUCUGGGAUGAGUAUCCAGGCCUGCUGCUCUGGAGUACCAUCCUCGGCGGUAUCCUAAGCGACUGUGAUGGCGAGGAUGAUCCAGGCUCGAGCCCGUCUUCGCAGUGCGACGAGGAAGCCGCCAUGCUACCUUCACGCUUUGUGAGAAUGACCACGUUGGCUGGUGUUAAGCAUCAACCGAGCGCAUGGGGUUUGGUUAAGGACAUGUGUGGCAGAUUCUUAUGGUUUGAAGGAGACGAAUGUGAAGGCCAGGGUAAGGCAUUCUGGAGGUUAACAUGCGAGACCGUCCUCGCUGAUACAUGAAAAUUGAAGUUUCG